AUGGCUUUCAAGUCAGUAUUGCCUCGUCGGUCCAACACCGUCACCACCAAUACCACCACCGCGACGAGGACCUCGACCACGACGUCGAUGGGCGAAGAGGAUGCCAUUCCCGACUCCGACUACAAAGACACGACGAACCUGCUGGUCGAACGACUCCAGGCAUGGAAGCAUGUUUGCGGAAAUUUGGAGGAUUAUGUGACCACGACGAUGAAAGUCCAAAAGUCUCAUGCAAAGGAGCUGGAGAAGAUCUUCAAGACAGUGUCUGAACCUAUCAAAGAAGAGCAUCAUUUUGACCAAGGUGCAACCGGUGUAGCUGGCCUGUUCGAAUCUCUGCGUAGAAAUACACAGGGGCUCGCAGAAGCUCAUGCUGAUGCAGAGAAUCGCCUGAAGAAGUCUGUUGUUCCAAUCCUCGAGCAGCUACAUGCUGAGAUCAAAACCAAGGCAAAGGAACUAGGCGGAGGAGCCAUCAAGCACGGAAAGGAAGUCACCAAGUCCCGCGCCGUUACCCAGAAGCACAUCGAGCUCCUGGGUCAGUAUGCGGCGACUUUUGAAACAUCCAAGUCGCGACUGGACGCCGCCCAUGAUCCGUAUGUUCUCUCCCGCGGCGUCACUUACCGUCUUGGACGACAGGUUGCAGACGAGAACCUGCAUUUCCAGGAGGUCCUCACGAUUCAGAACUCCUUCCCUGCCUUUGAAAAACAUAUCGUCGAAACGAUCCAGCGGGCGAUGAACGAGUUCUUUCAGUGCAUGACGGCUCAGACGGACCAUCACCGAAACAUGUACUCGAACAUCGUCACCCAGACGCAAGAGAUCACCGGUGAUUUUGAAUGGAACAACUUCUUCAAGCGCAAUGACGCUACUCUGCUUGAUCCUAAUGCGCCACAACGGGACCUGGCAAUGAUCAAAUACGCUAACCAAGACCACCACGCAACCAAGCCUGUGGUGGAGGGAAUCUUGGACCGCAAGUCUCGUGCGAUGCUGAAGGGGUACUCGGGCGGCUACUUUGCUGUGACCCCCGCAGGUUAUUUGCAUGGCUUCAAGGAGAACGAUGAUACACGUCACGAGCCUGUGCCGGAUAUCUCGCUCUACCUCCCCGAGUGUACGAUCGGCGGGUUCAACGAUCUCAAAUUUAGCGUCAAGGGCAAAGACCUGUCUGGUGGCAAGGUUGGAAACGCAUUCCACAUGACCAGCGAGUACAACUUCAAGGCUCGAACCAAGAACGACCUAGAGCAGUGGCAGGCCGUCCUCACCAAUCCUGCCUUGUGGAGUGGAUCAGGGUCUGUGGUUGCUUCGCCCGGCGGCUCCCAGGUCGCUUCUCCAGUGUCGCCGAUUUCUCCCGCAGCAACCAUGCCAAACGUAGGAGAGUCCAGCGUUGCGGGUGCUGCUGCUACUCCUCCUCCUGGCACAACCGAAAAGGCUCCUGUGACGGAGAUGCCAGCAGUGGUUGAGAAGCCUGCUACUGAGACUGCUCCAGCUCCAGCCGGUGAGAGUGCCCCUGUAACGGAGCCACUGCCGACGACGACGACAACAACAACGGGCACCGAGGGCACCACGAUGAAGCCAACAGGACAGGAAGAGGGUGUUGUUUCCGUCCCCACGACAGAGACAAAGUAG
Molecule: messenger RNA, 1614 nt
Organism: Nannizzia gypsea CBS 118893
Lineage: Eukaryota; Fungi; Ascomycota; Eurotiomycetes; Onygenales; Arthrodermataceae
Product: PH domain-containing protein
Exons: 4
Coding region: 1-1614 (537 amino acids)
Source: RefSeq, a predicted model, not a curated record